AUGAAGCCACUGGCUCUUCUUCGUCCCCUCUCCUUUUCUUCUUCUCCAUCUCACCUUUUUCACCUCCCAAAGCCUCUUCCCCAUAACCACCGUGGCUUUCGCAUUUCAUGCUCUUCUCUUGAAUCCAAACCGAUAAAAGGUGAAGGCGCUGCUUCAAAGCCUGAAUACAAGCCCGGAGUGUUGGAUGAUUUGUUCCUCAGCUUGUUCCGCAACAAAUUGGUCAAGGAGGUUGGAUGGGAUUCGGAGAAGCCGGGUUUUGAUGGACUAAUUGAAGUCGCAAAUAGGCUUAUGAUGAAGGGCAGGACCAAUUCUGAUACCAGAGAAGCGACGGUAAGGAUAUUGAUAUCACUCUUUCCUCCAUUUCUGUUGGAUCUUUAUCGAAUGCUCAUAUCACCUAUAGGAGGAGGAAAAGUGGCUGCAAUGAUGGUAGCAAGAGUGACUGCACUCACUUGUCAAUGGCUUAUGGGCACAUGCACCGUUAAUUCUGUGGAUCUACCCGACGGAACCUCCUGCAGAAGUGGGGUGUUUGUCGAAAGAUGCAAGUAUUUAGAGGAAAGCAAAUGUGUAGGGAUCUGUAUCAAUACUUGUAAGCUUCCAACACAGACUUUCUUCAAGGACUACAUGGGGGUUCCUUUACUAAUGGAGCCAAACUUUAGUGAUUAUAGCUGUCAGCAAAAUGGCAGCGAAAUUUGCUUACAACUUCCUGUACGACUCCAAAAUCCCAGUUUCCCCAUUUGUAAUCAACCUGAUAUCUUACUCAAUUCUUUUGCGGAUCCAACAUGGCAGUUUAAAUUUGGGGUUCUUGCUCCAUUGCCUGAAGAUGAUAUCAGCCUCAAGGAGCCAUGCUUGGAGAUAUGCCCAAAUGCCACUCGACGAAGAGAAAUCACCAGAGACAUGGCCUUACCACAGUGCCCGAAGGCCUGAAAAAACUCAGCAUUGACCUACACUUAGCAUGUGGUCUUAUGGACCUGAAUUCCCAGCAAUUGGAGCCCACUCGCCUGAGCAUUGAGGCAGGUGCCUGAAACCUCCUCAGGUAGAUAUGUCCCAUAAGAGCUCUCUCACAUUUGCUCCUCCCAAACAAUCCAAACAGCAAAAUUGCUAAAAAUCUCUAUCCCAGUCAUACUAGUAGUUUUAUUCUUUCGUCUUUUUUUUCUUUUUUUUGUGGUGGUGAACAAAACAAUGUAUAAACUAGUUGCUUUUUGACACUUUACAAACACAUACUGUUUAUAAUAUCAAAUAAAAAACUCCUCUA
Molecule: messenger RNA, 1252 nt
Organism: Corylus avellana
Lineage: Eukaryota; Viridiplantae; Streptophyta; Magnoliopsida; Fagales; Betulaceae
Source: RefSeq, a predicted model, not a curated record